UUGGAGGCGGUUGUUUGUCGGUUUUGAGAAUCAAUUUAAAUUUUGAAUAAAAAGUAAAGAAUAAUAACAAAAAUGCCAGGUCGCAGGAUGGAAGAGUUUGAAAUCGAUAGGAAACCUACUAGAAAGCCGGCGAAACAGAAGUUCUACGAAUUUCUUUAUAAUGAAGAGACGGGUGCUAUAAUGGGAAGAACACCUGAAAGUUGGGGUAAAAUCCUGAUAUUCUACGCGAUCUUCUACGCGGUUUUGGUGUCGCUGUUCGCGAUCUGCCUGGCCACGUUCCUGCAACAGUUCAUCAACCCGCGCGUGCCGCGGCUGCAGCAGGACUACGGGCUCAUCGGCACCAGCCCCGGCCUGGGCUUCCGGCCGCUGCCGCCCGACGUGCGCAGCACUCUCAUCUGGUACAAGGGCACCGGCUACGACAGCUACAAGUUCUGGGAGGACCAGCUCAUAGACUUCCUGUCAGUGUACAAGAACAAAGGUCAGACAGCGGGCACGGGUGAGAACAUCUUCGACUGCCGGUUCGACAGUCUGCCGCCGCCCGGCAAGGUGUGCGAUGUGGACAUCCGCGACCUGGACCCUUGCACGCAGGAGAACCACUUCUCCUUCCACAAGUCCUCCCCCUGCAUCUUCCUCAAGCUCAACAGGAUCUACGGCUGGUGGCCUGAUUACUACAACCCUAAAGAAUUGCCGCACGACAUGCCCGAAGAGCUACAAUCCCACAUCAGAAAUAUCACCAACUAUAAAGAAAUAUACGCUAACAUGGUGUGGGUGUCCUGCCAAGGAGAGACCCCGGCGGACAAGGAGAACAUCGGCCCCAUCAGAUACCUGCCCUCCCCCGGCUUUCCGGGGUAUUUCUACCCCUACAACAACGCCGAGGGGUACUUGAGCCCACUGGUUGCUGUGCACUUGGUGCGGCCGAAAACCGGCAUAGUCAUCAACAUCGAGUGCCGCGCGUGGGCGAAAAAUAUCAAGUACAAUCGACGAGAUCGCCUCGGAGUGGUGCAUUUUGAGCUCAUGAUAGAGUAAACCGGAAUACACCAGAAUAGACCAGGAUACACCAGAGUGGACUGGUAUAAACCGGAGUGUACCGGAACUCACCAAAGUGGAACGGAGUACACGAGAGUGGACCGGAAUCCACCGGAUUGCUGAUGCAUUCACAAACAUUACUACGAUGUCGCUCAAUACACCCGUACGCUUAGUUUACUAAAUGCGUGCUAGCACUAACUGCAUUCUGUACCGUUAGUACGAGAUUUGUACGCUCCGAAUCGAAGGUCGGUUCCGAUUAUUAUUGCAACGCAAGAGUGAAAUGGAAUUAAUGUAUCUUGUUUUAAAGCUAAAAUUCGUCCACACUUAUACAGCAAGCGUUCUUGGCAAUAUAAAAAACAGAAUUAAAGAAUUUUCUACUCUAAAUCAAGCGUAAUUAGGUCCAUUUUGCAUUGGCGUUACAGUGUUUCGAUACUCGAAAACGACUCUACGAUUGCGAGCUUGCCAAUCUUAUACUAAGCUUAGAGAGACAUCGCAGUAAUGUUUGUGAAUGCGUGUCAGUUUGAAUCGGUCGUCUUGGUCUAAACAACGGCCAAAUAUUUUUAUUGACAUUUUUAGGAUAAUUUAAGUGUAUUUUGUAUGAAAAUAAUGUUUCUUCAAUAAGCAUGGUAUAUAUACGCGCCACGAAAGUUGUAAAUUCAUGACCGAUCACUAUCAUUGGAGUAGCUCCAUCACUGGGGUUCAAAACUGUUUACAUUGUGGCCUUAUUAGGCCUUUGAGAGGUCUAGGCUACACAAUUUAAUAUUUCGAUACAACGAUAUAUCACUAUAAAACAUAAGGUAUAGAAAACGUCGCAUUAAAUACGGUGUAUUUCCAUUCACUGAUACCGCGUAGAUUAAGUUUCUAGAAAGAAAAUAAAUUUUGAAACGUAUAAAUAUGUUUUAGAUAAUAUUACCGAUGUAUUUGAAAUAUCGCAAUCGAUAUUUACCUAUUUUUAUUUUUUAUAUCGAAAAUUUUUGUAGCAUUUCCUGAUGUUUUUUAUUCGAAAAGUCAGUGGUUGAUUGAUUUCUGCCUAUUUUUAACUUUCGCGGCGCGCUGUAUAAUUAUAGAAAGAAAAAGCAGUUUUUCCAGAAGACCAAAGUUUAAUGGCAUUUUGGAAGUACAUAUUUUAAAGAAGGAUGUAUGGUUUUUACCCUAUUUUGUAAUAGACUAAGCCGUAUUUUACUCAGUAAAAAAAAGGUUAAACGACCUUGCAACUUUUUAAUUUUUUUGAGCAUACUUAAAUAUAAUAGAAUCUCAUGGAAUCUCAAUUUUUUUUUUUUUUUACUUAUAAUUAGUUUUGAUAUUGCUUUUCUGUGUGUUAAUAUUAUAUUUUGUCAGUGUGUGUUUGUUUGUUACAUUUCCGAAGAUUUACAUGUGUGUGGAAAUACUACUACGUUCAGAGUGCCUAAUGUGAGAUUUUUCUGCAUCGAAGGAAAUAUUUAUAGCCAUAUAGCUAUAAUACUAGGAAACAACAUUGGCACUAGAUGGCGCUGUUUCUAUUUCAUAUAAAUCGUAGUUAACUUGUACGUGAUCGAAGAAGCAACCCUUGGCACUCAGUUUAAAAACUUUCUGUAAAAGAUCACAGAAUCAAACUAUUUUAUAAUAUAUAUUAGAAUAAGUAUACAGUAAAAGACUUGUAACAUUUAUGCCGUCCAAAACAUGUAGAAUUUAUUUUUAAUUGUUUAUUUUAUAUCUACUUAACAUGUCUACCUA
Messenger RNA from Pararge aegeria (speckled wood butterfly), 2739 nucleotides. RefSeq names its product sodium/potassium-transporting ATPase subunit beta-2-like. The record is from RefSeq and is a predicted model, not a curated record. The transcript is spliced from 6 exons. Gene Ontology annotation, molecular function: ATPase activator activity. Bases 73 to 1026 code for a protein of 317 amino acids. Gene Ontology annotation, cellular component: sodium:potassium-exchanging ATPase complex. Lineage: Eukaryota; Metazoa; Arthropoda; Insecta; Lepidoptera; Nymphalidae. Gene Ontology annotation, biological process: intracellular sodium ion homeostasis; intracellular potassium ion homeostasis; potassium ion import across plasma membrane.